This is a messenger RNA of Xyrichtys novacula (pearly razorfish), 24642 nucleotides long. Lineage: Eukaryota; Metazoa; Chordata; Actinopteri; Labriformes; Labridae. The record is from the annotation of a GenBank genome assembly.
GCGGUCAGUGAGCGUGGAGGCGCGCGCAGAUAGAGAUGGGUUCCCAGACCGAGUGAGGAGGAGCGCGGGUGACGGUCCUUCAUUGUGGGAAGAGUCAGAGCGCGCGGACACAUGCUGCUGCCUGUGAUCAGCUGAUCGAUCUGUGUGAUUAUUGAUGAUCAGGAUUAUAACCCGGAUUAAACUCUGUUUCGAAUUAACACUGCACGUGAGGAGCAGCGCGCAGACAUGACGCAGAGGGUAGGACCGAUCUGAUUGAUUAUUGAAUAAUCUGUGAAAGGUGUGCGUGAGAAUUUGAUAUAAAUUUAUUUAUUAAUAUCCUGGGUAAAUAUCGGAUUAUGAUGCCCAAUACUAAAUGUAAUACAAUUUUUAAAAAGGAUUUUUUUCCAUCUUCAGAUGAAAAUCUGAGAGAAGUCGUGAAUGGAUAUUAAUCUGAGGGACCUGGAAAAAAGAUGAUCUGAUUUUUUGUUUGUUAUUGUGGGUUAUCUUUUUAGCAGAAAUGUCACAGUCUUUCAUUAAGAAGCUAAUAAUUGUUUGAUAAGUUUUACAUCGAUAAUAUCCUAAUACACGUUAAAACAUUAACUCUGGGCCUUUCUCUAAACGAGUAAAAUAGUCCAGUCAGUAGGUCAGACCCAAACAAAAACUGAUAGUUCAAAUAAUUUACAAAAUUAAAACUGAUUUCUGUCCUCCUGUCUCUGAUAUUUUUACAAUCUAACCCUCCAGUACGAUGACCUGUCUCAUUUCGGGGGGGCCAUGGACGGGGUUGGGGUCCCUUCUUCUAUGUACGGAGACCCGCACGCGCCCCGGCCGCUGCCGCAGGUCCACCACCUGAACCACGGGCCACCCCCGCAUCCCCCGCAGCACUACGGGGCGCACGCGCCGCACAACAUCCUGCCCGCGAGUGUAGGGGGAGUGGUGAACGAUGCGCUAAAACGGGACAAGGACCAAGUCUACGGGUCGGUUCAAUAAUAACAAUAAAAAUAACUAUUAUUAAAAUUACUAUUAUUUGCGUUUUAUUCAGUUCUUUUCUGUAUAGCUUUCAGACCACAUAAACAUCAUGCAUGUUAUUAACAAUACUAUUUUAAAUUAAUUACCAAUUUAUUCAACAUGUAUAGCCUUUUAUUUUAAUGAUUAAAACCAUAUAUUUAUUCUGUGCAGCUCUGUCUGUGCAGGCUUUUUUUUCUGUCUUUAGGGAAGAACGGGAAAAGGUUUCAUGAACUUUUUGGCCUAAAUUAAUUAAUUAGAAUUAUUAAAAUAAAAUUUAUUUGCAUCAUUCUAUUUUACACGUUAAUUUCACACAAUAAACGUCAUUAUUUUACACAUAGAACUGGGCCUGUAUAUUUAUGAGAUUGAAGUGAACUGAUUAGGUUGUAUUUUUUUCCCUUUGCAAAUGAAAUUUUUUUUAGCAGGCAUAGUCAUGUUUAAGCAUAUGAAGUAUUUUAAUGCCAAAUGUUUGAGUGUCUUUUAUAUUUUUAUGAAGGCUAUUCUGAUAAAUCAAGUUUUAGUCUAAAGUAGUCUUUAAUUCUUUAGUCUUUAAUCUUUUUUUUUUUUCAAAUUGGUGAAAAGAAAUAGUGAAAUGAGAUAAAAGAUAAUGUGGACCGUAAUGACCCAGAAGUUUCUCCACGUUCAGUUUAUAUGAGCUUUAUAUGGUCCUGGUUCUGGUCCUGGUCCAUGGUCUGACCCGGUCUCCGUGUUCUUUUUUAGGCAUCCUCUGUUCCCACUCCUCGCGCUUGUCUUUGAAAAAUGUGAGCUCGCGACCUGCACGCCGAGAGAGCCAGGUGUGGCUGGAGGUGACGUCUGCUCCUCGGACUCCUUCAACGAGGACAUCGCCGUGUUCGCCAAACAGGUACGCGCAUGCGCAAAUGUUUCAGCUCGCUGGGCAGCAACGAAACUAGCAGACACGUUUCUCCUCCUCGGUCUUUAAAUAACAAUAUUUCCUGUGUUGCAAUGUAGAUAAUUUUCUUUGAAUACCUGUGUGAUCGUGGUGAAUAAUUAAUUCUUUUUUGAAAACUGAAACAAUAACAAUUAUUUCUUCUUUCUUUUUUAUGAAUUCAGAUCCGCGCAGAGAAACCUCUGUUCUCCUCAAACCCGGAGCUCGACAACCUGGUGAGUUUCUAUAUUUUAUUUGAUGAUAUAAAGCUACCCUAGUUUUAUUUUUCUAUAUGGUUUUAAUAAAUAUACAAGACUUUUAUCAUGGCUGUGCUCAGAGAAAUAAAUAAAAAUCAUUUCUUUAUCCCCAGAUGAUUCAGGCAAUCCAGGUGCUCCGCUUCCACCUGCUAGAGCUCGAGAAGGUACAAUAAAACAAUGUCGUGUCAAACACGUGAUUUGUGUGUAUUCCUGUUACUAAACUGUGAUUGUUAAUCCGCAGGUGCAUGAGCUGUGUGAUAACUUCUGUCACCGGUACAUCAGCUGUUUGAAGGGGAAGAUGCCCAUAGACCUGGUCAUCGAAGACAGGGACGUCUGCAAGGCCGACUUCGACGACCUAUCCGGAUCCUCCACACACCUAGCAGACCAUGUGAGUCCAUGUCAUCCUUAUUUUGAAAAUUAGGCGAUAGCUUUUUGGCUCGGCUUUAUUCUCUAUGUAGAAUCGUUUUUGAGAGGAGUGUUACAGGAUCAGUAGUCAACAAUACACAGAGGAAUCUUAGUUGAUAUUUUCGAUAAUUUUUACCGCAGUUGUUUGUCUGGAGUGUUAUAUUGUGUCUUAAUUUAUGCAGAAAUUUAAAAGUAUCCUAAAUGUUCACUUUCUGUAACAGAGGCCUGUUGCAGCAUCUGUCUUUGAGUCAUGAGAUCAAAAUGAGAAAAACAUGCAGUUAUACUAUUUCAGGGUUUGUGGGCAGUUUUCUCUAUAAAUUAGGUCUCUUAAAGGAUUAUUAUCUUGAUUGUAAACAUCAAUCAUGAUAAACAGCUGAAUUUCAAUUUCAGCUAAUUGCAAUGAUCUAAUUUUGAUUCCUGUGUUUAAACCAAAUCAGUUUAUAGAUCCACAUUAACAGGGAAACCCUGUUUUUUGUUUAUAAGUCAUGAUGUUUUAAGUGUACUGUCCUAUGGUAUGCUAUUUAUCAGGUUUGCUUCGUAAAUUGGGCUUAGUGAGUGAUUCGUUCACUGAACGUUUAGGAGGAUUCACACUGAACAUGAACCGUUCCCUCGCAAACUGCUGCAACGAUAGGAUGCUGCAGGUUUAAUGCACUACUUGUUACAUGCUGUGUCCUAUUGUAUGCAAGUUGUUGUGGUGGCAAUUUAGCAGUAAAAAUAAAGCUAGUUCAGUCUGUCAAAAAUGAUUCCAGAGAGUGUAGUUCAAUGCGUGAUUCGUUCACUAAGUGAUUCAGGCAGUGGUGCAUGUGGUCCCUCACUGCUGGCUGCUGGACUGGCAGUGCUGUUUCUCACUUCAGUUCAACGAAUGACUCGAGGAAGUGAUUCAGUUCAGUACGUGUACUUAAAAGAUUCAGUUCUUUUGAACGAAUCGUUCACGAACGACACAACACUACACUCAGUAGUCUUUGACAUGGCACUUCUUUCACUCUUGUAUCAUGCUGUUUACAAUUGCACCUGUUGAGUUAGUAGCUGGUAACUCAAACUCAAAGUACUUUGGUGAUGUUUUAAUGUACAAAGUGCAUAUUACUUUUAAAUUGCCAACUGAGCAGUGUGUGAGUUUUUUUAAAGUGAAAUAUGAAAUUCAAAAGUGCAAUGGUGGUGUUGUUUUCCAACAAGGUGGCAGCAGAAAGCAAGAAGAUGCUGCAGUGGUUUAAUACAGCAUGCUGGUAAAGGAGUAAAAGACAGUUUGAGAGAAUCAACCCAUUUUUCUUUGUAUAGCAUCAAAUCCUGAUAAAGUUAUAUUACACUGUUCAAAAAAGCAGGUCAAGAGUAAAUUCUUGGUUUUGUUUCUGAAGAUCCAGCAUGGCUUUACCAUGAACAAGAAAAACUCAGACAAGCAGAAACCUCGAACAGAGCCAGACUCUCAUGGCACAGAAUUUUUUUGAAGUCUGGGUUAUUUGUUUCAGAAACUGUGCUUUUUGAAUUUUCCAUAUAGGUGUGCUUCUCCCUGUCAGAUGGGGAGGUGAAUCCUAUAUCUUAUUUAUUGUGUUAAAGAUAACUCAGAGAUAACUUGACUAGGUUGACUUCAGCUUAGUCAGGCCUACAGGAUUGGAUAAAUGAAAACAUGUUUUAAGAAUCAUUAAAAAAAAGUCUCAGUAUGUUGAUAUGAGGAAAGAUCUCUUGUGAUGAUGGUGACAAUGAAGAUUGAAGAUGGCACAGCUGUGUUUGCUAAUGUACUUCAUGUGUGUUUCUGUAAACAGGAUUAAUACAGCUGGUCAGGGGGUGAGGGAGUGAGGAAAAUGAAGGGGUGUCUUUGUUUCAGCCCCCCUUCCCUUUUUAUUUGCUUUAGUUCUGGGUUGUUUUAUAGACAUGAAAGAGAUUUCUAUGACUAUUUCUCUAUAUUUCCAUGGCUGAAAUUCCCUCCUAAAGAGUCGAUUAACCAAUCAGAGUCCCUUAUAGAUAUAAGUGAGCCACUGUUGAUACUGAAGAGUGUUUCUACAGUGAGACAGUAAUCAUUCUGCUUUUUAUUGUAUUCUUUUGAUAACAGAGGAGCUUCUAAGAUCACGAUUGUAGAAUUUGAUUGGACAUACACAGUGAAAAAUAAGCAUUUAAUGGAAAUUUAUCGACUCUCGUUCAUUUUAUUUUGUGUCUUGGCAUAAAAACUGACCAGAAGUGAGGUCAGAUGAUGAAAAGCUUGCUUACUCAAUGAUUGGCUUCAUUGAAUUGUUUGUCCUGAUCAGUCGUAGUUGGUGUAUAAGUCCAUGCAGACACUUCAUACCAUGGUGGAUCGCUCCUCUCUCUGUACAUGUUAAAUCAGGACAGACUGUGAACGAUUGCCAAGAAAGUUUCCUUUGAAACUCCCACAGACUUAUGUUAAAGUCAUAGAGGGAGAAAGUUGAAGUUGUUCGUAGUGUCCCAGUUCAGGGAUAGUUUCCUUUGAAGGACCCCUGCAAGGACUCAGCCUCUGAGGCUUGGACAGACCACUUAGUCUGAAUGAGACUAUUUUAUCGAGCUGUCUGGUUGAAUAACUAAGCUAGCAUCAAAAAACCUUUAAUGUCUUGUUUUUUAAUAUUUGUACCGAUAUUGACUUAAAUUGAAACUGAAUACUGAAGUACUUCACAGCUUAAAGGCCUGUCACUUGUUAGAACAGCUGUGUGAUGAGACAAGUGAUAGGUUGGAUAUUGAAAAAUGUAUUGAGUGGAUUAUUUGCGAGAAUGAGGAGAAAACAACAUCUAGCUCUUGAUGCCACAGCUUGGCCAACCUGGCUGUCAUAUUUUUCUGUCAACAUCACAUGUUGCCUUGGUGCUUUCAGAUGCUUUCUGUCACUGUUUCACAAUCAGGAAUGUUUGGAGUAUGGUUUUUGGCCCAGAGUUGGCUAUUGGCUCAACUAUACUGUUUUUGUCUUUAAAUGAAAAAAAGAUUUUUUUUUUCCAACAAAGGUUUCUUGAUCUGACUGAUCUAUGAAUUUCACACCUGUUUCAACUGAACUGGAUUAAAACGCUUAAGUCUGAAGUUUUGAUCCGUCAUUGGCCAAACCUGCGUCUUUGCAAACUUCUGCUCUCUUUAUUCACAACAUUAAAAACAUGGAUUAUCUGAGUUUAUCACCAGCUGACUAAAUCUGAAACACACACACCAACACUUCUCGUUACCCUCAACACAGACACACAGGCACACACUCACUCACAGCUGUAGAAUAAAGAGUGUGUCUGCUUCUUGCUGAGUCUUUGUCUCCUCGUCAUCUGUGGACUCUUCAUCGGAGAACCAUCCGGCAAACAGCUGACACACACACACACGCACACACACACACACACACACACAUUCAAAUCUGAAGAGGUUUGCUUUGAGAUAAUGUCCUUUGGGUGAGGGUGGGGGUAAGAAUACACAAGGGGGUGUCACCCUUAUAAGACAGGACUCACUGUGACCCUGCUCAGUCUCUAAGCUGGACUCUGAAGGUCCACAAGUUGCUCCCUGUCCUCUAAACUCUGAAACCUGUAUGAUGGACAGAAUGGUAAUGUAGCUAAUGCUAAGCUAACAUUUUCUUUGUACUAUCUAUUGUACUGUAACUGAGUCUGAUCCUGGACCUGCUGGUCUCUAACACUCUUCCUCACCCUCUGUCCUUCCCUCAGAACACGGCAUCCUGGAGAGACCUGGACGAUGCCCACUCCACGCCAUCUGUGGGGACCCCGGGGCCGUCCAGUGGGGGACACGUCUCUCAGAGUGGAGACAACAGCAGCGACCUGGGUAAGAAAAAAGUAUUAUUCAUGUUAUAGCUGACUGAUACAGAAGAUCAAUAAUCAACUGCUGAGACCAUCUGAUCAAUGAAUAUCCUGUUAUAAUUGAUCAUGAGUCUGAUUAUAAUGAUCGCGACAGCUGACUAGUAAUGAUAACUUUUUCUUGAAUAUUUAUUGAAGCUCAACUAAACAAAGAACUUUCUGACAAAUUAAUUGAUUGAUUGAUUGACUGGUUGGUUUUCUCAUUAAUUGAUUAAUUGUUGGUUAGUAGGUUUAUACGCUGAUGAAAUAAUGGAUUGGUUGGCUCGUUUAUUUCUUGACUAAUUGGUUGAUUAAGUGUUUGGUGUGUUGGUUGAUUGAAUGGCUAAUUGAGAAACUGAUUCACUGUAUAUUUAAUUGAUUGAUCAACAAAUUGGUUGGUAGGGUGGUUUCAUUAUUGGUUGGGUCAUAAUUUUGUGGAUUAGUUGGCUAAUGAUUAAUUGUUUGGUUGGUAAAUAGACUGAUUUUGUACAAUGGUGGACUAAUUUGAAAGCUGGUUGGUGAGUUAGUUGAUUGUUUGGUUAAUUGGUUUGUUGGUUGGUUGAUUGAAUGACGGAUGACUUGCUAAGUUGUGUGUUAGCUGAGGUAUUGAUGAAUGUUUGUUCGUUAAUUGGUUUGAUUUGGUUGAUUGGUUUGCUGUUUGUUGUAUUUUUCAGUGGUUUGAUAGAUUAAUAGAUUAGUUUCUCUAUUGGUUGGUUGCUUGUUUGUUUCUUAAGAUAUUUUGGAGCUUUUCACCUUUUAUUUAAGAAAAACAGGACAGCAGAUGGAUCAGGAAAUGUGCUGAGAGAUUGAGGAGGUCAGUGCUGGAAAGAAACCUUGACUUAAAUCAAACCUGAGCCACUCCAGGGGCGUCCUGUUGGUUGGUUAAUCGAUUGAUUGAUUGGUUUGUCUGUUUGGUUGUUUGAUGAUUGACUGUUGAACGUUUGCUUUUGUAAUUCAGGUUAAGAUGUGCUGUAAAUUUGUGCUUUUUUGAUUUUUUCUGUCUUGUUGGUGUUUGAUUCAAGAUUCACCUGGACUAAAGCUUUAUUGGAUUUGGUUGUAGUUAUAUUGAAAGAGAGUUUUUUGUAUUUUGUGUAUUUUUCUCUUUUAAAGACAGUUAACAUCUUCUAUCACAUUUUCUCAAGUGAAUCUUUUGAACCUGCAGACACUGGGGGUGAUUAGCUGUAAAUGUGACACUGUGUAUAUCAUUAAUGAAAUGAUCUUCACAGACAGAUCUUAAUCCUCUCAGCUGGAAUCAUUAAACUUUAAUGAAAGGCUACAGACGGUGGUCACAGCAUGAUGACACCACUCCCUGUGGUUUCACCAAACCUUUAUAUCCAGCAACUUGUGGGAACACAGAGGAGACCAGCUGACCACAGGUUUGAGUCCUGACAGUCCAGAGAUCAGGAUUGGGUCAUGUUGUUGGGCUCCUCUAUGUGUUCUGGUUCAGAGAUGUUGCUCUUUGGUAUUUAACCAAGGGGUUGUGGGGGGUUGUGUGGGCAUCUUGGUGGUCUCAGGACUCAAAGGAAUGUUUGAAUGUUAAAUGUGGUCACAAAGACCUGAGGAGACAAAAGAUCUGCAGUUGCUUUGAGAAUGAAGAGGAAGUGAUGCUGUGGAUCUCUGUGUGUUUGUGUGUGUGUAAACAGAGGCUGGUGAUAGAACCAGGCAAUUAAUCAUGUUUUAAUUAGGAUUGAUUAUGAUCAAUGCUUACGAUUAUGCCUUGCCACAAUCAUAAAAAUAUGACAAGUGAGACUGAGCAAUUACUGCGCCACCUGUUGUGUUGUUUAGACGUCCUUUCCAUUGAAUGAGGCACACCCUCUCUCUCCUUUGAAAGCAGAGUGCAGCCCCUCCCCUCAAACAACUCUCACUCUUACUUCCUCAUAAGCAGCUCAGAUUGAUGUAAAACAAAGUCUGGGAGCACUUGGUUUUUGUAGCUCCAGUCAAGAGUAAUGGUGGACCACUGGUGGCUGGUGUUUGUAACUGUCUGAAAAACAGAGGGACAGAAUUAGCAUGAGGAAAGAGAGGCUCUAGCAAUCAUGAGCGUGGACGAGCAUAGACAUAAUAUACAUAGACACAUUAUAGACUGAUGCUGCCUAUUUGAGCUCAUGUAUCAGUGUGGCCGCCAUCUUGGAUGUGUGCCCCCAGUCCAUUUAUCUCUAUUGAGGAAGGUAGGAAUUCCCAACUACAUUAAUCAUAACUUCCCGAAAGUUUGUUAAAAACGACAGAGAUGUAGUUAUGAUGCAGGAUGCUGUCACACAUUAAAAGUAAUCUAAAUUAGUUUCAAAUUUUACUUGUGAAAUGUAAUUCUAUGUGAUCUGGUUUUUAUACUGCUUAGGUUUUUUUCGACUGUAGGGUGCAAAAAAAACGGCCAUAAUUGUGCAUUCUUCGGUGAUUCUGUUUGGCUCUAAUGUGAGCCUAGAAUGAGGAGACCCAUCCAAUAUGGCAGAGAUGCUGGAUUACGCUCCAGCACGCAAUUCAGGGUUAUGGUAAGGAUUAGGAUUAGGGUUAGGAGAUUCAGAAGUGCGAUAAUGUUCUAUAAUGUUCUGUUCGAUGUACAGAGCCGACAGACCGCGUUUGGCUUUAGCAUCUGAUGACGUUUCCAGCUUUUCUAGCCAAUCAGAGACGAAGGAGGCGGGACUUUCUCCUACCAUCCUACAAAAAAAAAAAAAAUUGCUUCCAGCACGUAACAAGGCAUCUGCAUAUAUUAUGUAUUAUAUGAUGAAUGAGCACCAAUAAGCUAACUACUGCUGGGCUAAAGUGAGAGACAUCUUUCAGGAUCAUAACAAAGGUUAUAAAUGAUACUCUAUAAAAGCUUAAAAAAAGGACUGAAUGAUUUGUUAGACCUGCUUUUGACAUAGUUUAAAAAUUUAGUGCCAGAAUUAAGUCCAAAUUUCUAAAGUGAAGAAUUGGUGCAAGGUCUCUUUCAGUAGAAGUAAGUUUUAGAAAAUGUACAUCAUCUAGUUAGACAGACAAACAGACAGACAGAUAGACAGAUGGGCAAAACUGUUUUGUUUACCACAUAUUGUGUUUUUCAAAGAAUGAAGAACUUUUAGGUUUAAAAAGGUUUUAAGUUUCUUUAAUGUGUGAUGUAGCUGACAAUCCAUAGGUUAGUGAUUUUAGUAAUUGUAAUAUCAACAUCAAAUCAAAAUAAUCAUCAUUCUGUUUUUUGACCAGUAUCAAGCUGCUCUAGCUGACGAUGAUUCCUGAUUUAAUCUGAGCACAGGGAUGGUUACAGAUUAUUGGAUCUAUUCAGUUUAAUUCAAAUUUAUGGAUUGUAUGUAUGACACUCAUUCAGAAAUAGUCAGUGAGCUGAUGACUUAGUUCAAAGUCAUCAUGGUCAGACAGGGUGGUUUUUCACAUUUUUUUCAUCUGUUUAAAUGCUGGAACUCCUCACCUCUGUGCAACGAGAGAUUAAAUGUCAAAACUGUUUUAUGCUCUCUGUUCUUUGGAUUGUUUGUCUUCACACCUCCCAUUCAGCGUCUUUAAUAUUCACCUCCUCGCUCAGAGCAGAAACAUCCACUCAGAGCUGUGCAUCGUGGGUAAUAAGGGGAGGGGCCCGCAGAUGUCAUCAUGAUGGAUUUGUGCCCUGCUGAGCUCAUUAGACGAGCCGUGUUAGUUUUACAUCACCGAUACAGUCGAGAGCGCCGCAAUCAGUUCAGCUAGCCGCUACGCCAUCCGUCUUAUACUGCAGACACGAGGUAAUAUCUAUCAGAGAGAGAGCAGACUGAGAGCACACAGCAGAUACCUACAGAACAACUCUGAGAGACAUAAAGAGAGGAUAUAUCACCAUAUCUGAAAAAUAAACAACAUAUAUCGCAACAAUACCAGAUUAUAGGAACCAGAUAUUCUCUGAAGACAGGACGAAAUGAAAUCUGAAACAAAAAUACAGUUCAAAUGUGUACAAUCAGACAAAAUAGACUGUUAGAAAUUCCUCUUAAAGACACAAACACCUGUCUUCUGAGAGAGCUGUGAGACUAUAGUGAGGCAUGCAAACACAAAGAUCAGGAGCAGGGGAAAUGUAUAACCACACUUAGAGAAUUACAAAAAUAUCUGAACUAGAGCUGUAACCUGGCUGACAAAAAAUAAAGUCAUAGUCAAACUGUGUCCCUAUAUUAUUGAAUUUUUCUUUCCAAACAUCACUGUGUCUCCACAGAUUGUAUUUAUCAUUUAUAUCAGAAUAAAACAGCUGUUUUAUUGAACAUAUCUUGAAAUCAAUUUCAACAGACAGCUAUUCUUUUUUAUAAACAAAAUAUUAAAGAUUUAUAUUUACAACCAUUUCUAAAAUGCAUAACAUAGAGGGACACUUCAUACUGUCCAUCACAAAAUAAUAGUCUUUUUAAAUUGAAUAAAGAUCUGUACUGACAGCAGCAACAAAAGGCUGAGCACAUAAACAUAAUUGCAUUAUUUUAAUCAUGCAGUUUGAGCAGCACUUGAAAAUUACCACCAAAAUAAAAAAUAAAAAAUCCUAUUCCUAAUUUCUCAUAGAGGAUUCAACUUUGGACAUAAAACAUGUUCAAUAUAGAUUUUUUUUAAAUAAAAAUGGAGGAACAGUUGAGUAUGAAACAGCUAUAAACUGAACAAAAGAGUGUUACAUCUCAGUUUAAAACUUUUAAGACGGAAUCAAAGGUUGAAACAAUUCAUGUGUUCAGUAUUAAAUACUUCUAAAAAGAGUAAAACCUCAACCAGGAACACUAACAAGGAUGUAAUGCUGACAUUGAUUUUGAAACAGGGACCUAUAGGCUAAAAAGGUUUUUAGGGUGAAAGCACGUCAGGAAUGAUGGGAUGGUCGACUAAGCCUUUUUAGGUCUGAGUUGACUCUGUCUCACUGGUACCAUAAUUUUAGUUGCUGUGUCUGUGAGAUACUGUUUGAGAAUCUCCAUUAAAUAUGAACAGUGAAGUCUGGUCUAAACAUUAACUUUUAAUUUAUUUUUAAAAAAGUCAGCAAAAACCUGUUAAUUUUAAAUCAGUUUUUUCAGCUUUUAAAUCAGCUUUUCAAUGGUGGUUAUAGUUGUCUUAAUUUGAUGAAAAAAUGCACACUGUGAAGGUUUACCUGUUAAAAAAUCUGAAAAUAAGAGACGUUUUAAGAGUUCCGAAAAAAAAAAAGUUACCGUAAAAAAAUUUUUUUGUAAAAGAAUAAAAUGAAACAGAUCAGGUUGAAAUGAAAUGUAUCAAACAGAGUCAUCCUGUGCAGAGAGGAAGAGUCUCUUCAUACCUCGGGGUGAUGUUUUUUCUUUUCCACCCCCAGGGCAUCACUCCAGCAACCCCCCGGGUAAUACACCCCCCAACCCCCCUCGCUAUAGGGUGACGCGUGCAGACACAGCAUGCAGAGUGUGUGUGUGUGUGUGUGUGUGUGCGCGCGCGCCGAGCAGUGCUGGACUCUGAGCAUCUCUGUUAGACGGUGGAGCUGCAGAGAACAGUCAGAACAGAUUAGUGUUUCUGAAGAUCUGCCCUGCGGCUCUAACCCCCUCCCCUCAACCCCCCCAUCACUACAGGAUUGGGGUGGGGGGGGGGCAGCAUGUCCUCCUCAGAUAUAAUUAGGACGAGAGACUGUGUUUGUUCUUCUUUCUUUUGGUUUAUUUCUGUUUUCACAUCCAAGCUAAACUGUAUGUUCCAAAUCCUAUAUCAAUAAUGAAACUUAAACUUCAUUGUUGAGUCCACGGUUAGAGUUUUCUAAAAGAUGAGCUCACACCUGCUCAUCAGUUACAUCAGCACCCUUUAAACAAUAAUCAAUAAGAUUGACCUGAUCGUCACUUUCCAUUUCAACUCUGAGUGAACUGAACUCUGAUCAUCACGCUGAGAUCAUGCUGGUCUUUGAGUUCAGGAUGUUAUUUGAAGUUUGUUUGUAUUGUUCACUGCAUUUCAGUAACUGAAUAUUUUAUGAUGGCAUUACAGUUUAAGUCUGUAACUGAGCCAGUCAAUUCUGUUAAGACUAAAACAAACACUCAAUUUAAACUAGUUUAACCAGUUCAUCACCAGCCAUGCACAGUUAUAACAUCAACAUGUUGGAAACUCUUUUGUAUUUAUAGAUAUAUUAAUGAAUCAUGUAUUUUAGGGGUGACAAAAAAAGGACAAAAAAUGUUAUGCUGAGAGGUAGGACAAAGAGGAAGCAGCAGUGGUGAUGCAACCUGCUAGCUAGCUACUUGUAGCCAGCAGCCCUCAGAAAAAUUAAUGUUCAAAAAUUUAUUGGGAUAAAAAAAAAAAAAAAGCCUCUUUGGGUGGCUGAUUUAUACUUUUUAUUUACACUGAAGCUGCUUUCAUUCAAUUCCAUAAAUUAAAAAUUGUAUGGAAAUAGAGUGAAGCUUUUUUCAAAAUAAAAGCACAUUUUAAAGUCAAGGACUUAUCUCCCAUUCCUCAAUUGGAUGUCCAGAGUUGGUCCUGUUUUUGUUGAAGCUUUCUCUGGUACGUUGCCUGGGUUUGUCUUAUGUUUGUCAAGAUGGAUGGAUGGAUGGAUAGAUGGAUAGAUGGAUAGAUAGAUAGAUAGAUAGAUACUUUAUUAAUUCCAGAGGGAAACUCAAAUGCAGUUGCCCAGACUUUUACCUGUAUUUGCCUGGUAGUUUUGCAUAUCCUUUUUGCGGUAUUUGUCAGGGGUUUGCUCUGUUUUCUACAACUAUAUGUGAAGUUGUCCAGGGUUUAUCCUGUUUUAUAAUUUUUUCAUGGUUUGUCCCGUAUUUGUCUAUGACUGUCCUGGAUUUUUUCUAAGGUGUGUCCAAUACUUUUCUAAAUGUCCUUUGAUAGUUAUCAAUGGUUGGUUGUGUAUUUUUCUAGGGGGUUUCAAGGGGUCUUUAAAGACUUUUAAAGAGUCAAAUUCUGUAUAUCCGAUUGUAUUGACGUUGUGAGUCCAGCUGGACCAGCCAACUCUGCUCAGACUACAAGUUUUAGGCUGUGUCCGAAAUGGAUCCCUAACCCCUAUACAGGCGACUAUAUGGGGGUUAGCGCCAUUUUGAGGGGUGUCCGAAACCUGAGUGAUCAAUUCUAAUGCCCCAUAUAGGUGAGUCAAAAUUUCCCAUAAGGCAUUGCAAAAUGUAGUGACCAUCCGAUGGUGGUGGGAAUGCAUUGCAUCUCCAGCAGCAACAUCACAACGGUAGUGUCCGAAACCCUCCGGUAAUUGAGCUCAAUACAUAGUCAGCUAUGUGGUGAAACCCCAUAUGGGGGUUAGGGGUUAGGGAUUGAGUGAUUCAUUUCAGACACAGCCUUAAAUUUACUGCUGAGAUAGACUAGUAUCGGAUUCAAAUGGAAACAGACAGCUAAACUAGAAAUGAACAUUUGUUUUGGAUGAAGAGUUUAUUGAAGCAUGUUGUGGCAGUAAGACAGCCAGAGGACAAACAUGUCCCUGUUAGAGGACAGACUUAGAGUGAACCUGGACCAUGACUCUGAUCUGGACGCCAUCCGUCUGAACUCCCACCGCCCCCCGAGCCCUCGAGCUCACAACACUUCCUCUUUAAAGUCAAUAUUCAUCAGCUGAAAUAUUUAUGCAUGAAUAUGGCUCAUAUAGGCUCGUUUGAUUGAUGCUUCUCCAAAAACAAAAAGACAUGCUCGGGCCAGUCUUAAGAAAAGUCGAGUCUCUGUCCCGCCUCGGGGGAGGAGUCUCUCAGAUGCAUUAUUCACACGCCCUGCAGGCAGGCUUUCAAGGCUGCUCUGCCCUGAGGGCCCCGAAACAACCAGCACGUAACAGAAAAUCAUCUCUGCUGAUGCACAAUUAAUGCAGAGAGGAAGAGGAGGAGGAGAAUCUUCCUCACUUUCACCACUCUGCUCCUUUGACUCUCUCCUCUUCCUCUCUUUUCCUGUUCAGAGUGGAGGAGGACACCCCCCACCCCUCAUUCUGGGUUCUGGGUCAUCUCCCUAAAUGAACCUCAGACAUCUCUGUGUUUACUGUGAUCGUCCCCUUCCCUGUUAUUGUUUGUUAUUGCCGUUUUCUUCCUCUUCUUCUUCUUUCUUGUUUUUGUUUGUCUUCUUCCUCUUCGGAGUAAGUGGUGAGUUUGAGGUCACACAGAAAGAAUCGUCGGUCUGAGCGCUCAUUACUUCCUGUCAGCCCCUAACGCUCUCAUUACCUCAUGUCAAACGCUCGGCUCACAUUGAGUUAAUAGCUGCGGUUUCAGACUCGUCGCGGUUCUGCAGGGACCGCAGCAAGGAGGGAGGUGAGAGGAUGAUGGAGGUUAGAUCUCCCUCAUCUCAUGACUCUUCCUUUCUCUGAUCGCAGGAGAUGGCCUUGACCACAGCCUGGCAUCGCCGGGGACGGGAGACGAGGAUGACCAGGACAAGAAGAGGCAGAAGAAGAGGGGGAUCUUUCCUAAAGUGGCCACGAACAUCAUGAGAGCGUGGCUGUUCCAGCACCUCACAGUAAGAGAAACACCAGAUCAUGUCACACUGAUCCUGAGAGCCGAUUAGAUCCAGUUUGUCUGAUCCCAAAAUUAACAAGAUCAUAUUAGUCCUAUUGUAAAAUGACCAGGUACUGAUAGACUGAUCCUUGGAGUCCAAUCCAGUGUAGCUGAUCACAGCCUCUUAGUCUGAAUUUGUAACUCUAAUCCUGUUGGUCUAAUAAUUUUCAUUUGAUAUAUUAGUCUUAUUGUAUUGGUUCGAUCCUGUUGGCUGAACCUAAGACCAACUGGAUUUGGUUAUAAUCCUGUCUUAUUACCCUGAUCUUGCAAAUCUGAUUUGGUGAAUCUUUUCAUAUGGUUUGUCCUGAAUUUGUUCAGUAUGUCGUGUAUUCAAACUUUUUAUUUCCAGUUUUCUCUGAAUUUGUCCAGUAGUUGUCCAGAGUUUUUCUUGUAUUCAUCAAAGAUUUUUCCUUUCUAUUUUUUUUUCUUUCUGCAGUAGUUCCCACCUACAAUUGUAGUUUUUCCAGUAGUCUUCCAAAGUUUUUCCUCUACCUGUCAAUGGUUGGUCUGGUGUUUUCUUGGAGUUAGUCCAGUGUUGAAAGUUUUUUCUGCUAUGGUCUAGAUUUUGUCCAGCAGUUCUUCAGAGGUAGUCAUGUAGUAGUCCAGCAGUCUUUGACCAGGAUUAGUCCUGUAUUUGUUUAGGUUUUGUCUAGGCCUGCACGAUAUAUUGUUUGAGCAUCGUCAUCGCAAUGUACAUGUGUGCGGUAGUCACAUUGCAGAGCCUGCGAUGUAGGAGGCGAAUGAACUCAUCUAAUUUCAAGGGUAGCUGACUGAGAUACACUGCAUGUGACUCUGCAUGUCCUGUGCAGCAAUCCACUCAUUCUUUACUCAGUUGCCAAUCAGACUACCCUGCCAGCCGUCAAUCAAAAUCAGAGAGGAGGAAACCACGCCCCUGCACUUGGAUUGAGUCGUGGCGCUGCCGGUGUUGAGCCAAGAAACGCGUACCCGCUGGGAAUUACUUUCGGAGCAUUACUCAUCACUGUUUAGCCCCACAAAUAAUAAUUGUAUGGAUUUUAAAAUGUACAUUUCUGUGGACCACUCUACUAUAAGCAGUGCGCGUUUCUGCGAGGUGCAUGCAAUUCUCGGCAAGCAUGCGUUUCUCAGCACAACACCAGUAACAACAACAACAAUUUAAAAAUGAGCAUCGAACAAGAGAAAACCACUGAAAUUAAGACUUAUUGCCAAAAAGAAAAGCAAUGUCAGUUAUCUGGAAUUAUUUCAGUUACUAGAAGGAUGAUGUCGACCAAACACAUGGUCUGUCAGCAUAUCCCAAUAUAUAUCGCAGGGUUGAAAAAAAUUGCAAUGCUUGUUUUUCCAAUAUUUUGCAGUCUUAGUUUUGUCCAGUGUUUUUCUAUUUAAUUUGAGAUUUUAUUUGAUUUUCCAAGGUUUGUUUGGUGUUAAUGCAAUCGUUUUUUGAUUACUGACUAAAUAGUCCAGGGUGUGUCAUGAAAUUUUUAAGGUUUCGUAUUUUUUGCCCAUGUUUGUACAAAGCUGAAGCAGAGUUUGUUCAGUAUUAUAUAUAUUUUAUCCCAGUGCUGUCAGGGGUUAAUCACAGUGUGUAUAAUGUGAGGGCAGUACAUUUCAAGUGUUUGUUGAGGAUAUGUAAAUCGCGUUUUUAGGGUUUGUAACGGUAUUUGGUGUUUGUACAAUGCUCUCUCAGGCUUUGUAUACUGUUUGACUGAGAACACCAUUAGCAGCAGUAGCAGCGCUCAGAGCUUUGUAGGCCGGUCCCGAGGAGCAGAGCUUUAGCUUUUAUCCUUGGUCUGAAGAUACUGCCGCUGCAGUGUUCUCAGUCCUUAGAUGCUUUCACUUUAUUUAAGGCCCAUACAGGUCCAGAUGUCGCAAUGAUCCUUUUUUUUUUCCAAAGGCCACCCUCAGGUUUUCAGAUCAAAAAGCAGGAUAAUUGAAUUAUCCCCUCUGUGCUCCUCUUUCAGGGCUAAUUUGUGAAGCAGAAGUGUUUUUUGGGGCAGGAUGUGUCUGAACGAUGAGGGGGGACUCUGAAAGGUUCUCUGCAACACCAAAGUGAUGCAGCAUUCACGGGUGUGAAAGGAGAAGAGUUAUAUUUUGUGAGACGCUGCAGUGUUUGUGUGUGUGUGUCAGGGGGAGGGGAUGUUCUUCUUUUAUGGUCCUUUUUGAAGAGUCCCACAGAUCUCCUCUGAGGAAGUAGCUGUGAAAGGUUCAAGGUUCAUUAUAUCCUUCAUAAUAAGCUCCUUGGUUUCGAUGCCGUCCCGCAUUCCUCUUCUUCAAACACCAAAUCUAAGUCUGAGUCAAAGGAUAACACCUCAACACAGAGAGCACCCAUGUCAGAGUCACUGAAACCUGAUUAUUCAAAUACCUGUCUAUCUGUGAUGUGAAUUGUCUGUAUCAUCUUUUGUAAUAAGCUUAAUGAAAGCAUCAAUCCUGUUCCAUCUCGACAAAAAGUCCCAGUCAUAACAGAUUGAGUUUAAACCUCUGAAUAUCCAGGGGGUCUUUUCCUUGUUAAAAAAUGAAGGGUGUUCCCCCUCGCUGUUGUCCAUAGCAACAGUGAAGGUGGAGCAGACAACAUAUUUUUGAUCAACUUUUGGACUUGUAGAAGACAAAUUCAGUCACAAAUUUGAUGAGUGGUUAGGUCCUUUUCUUAAAAACUGAAGAAAUGAUCUGUGAUUAUUCCUGAAGACUUUUUAUUAUUGAACAUAAAUUACAGUCACAAAAAGAGUUUUGCCCAUAUAGGAGAAAUAAGUUUGAAAGUCAUGCUCAGGUGUCUCACUGCAAGUUUGUGGACAAUGGGGUUAUUUUCUUUAAAAUCUUUUCAACUGUUUGUAUUUUUUUUUUCAUUUAACAGUGUCAGUCAUAUUUGAACUAAAGCUUUUGGUAUUCCUGACCAAGUGAAUUCUGACUGUUUUUGUCCCUCCUAGCAUCCAUACCCGUCAGAGGAACAGAAAAAGCAGCUUGCACAGGACACGGGCCUCACCAUCCUGCAGGUCAACAACUGGUGAGACACACACACACACACAACCACACUGAUUUUUCUUUUUUUUCACCAGAUCAGAAAAGUCUAAAAAGGAAUCUGGAUUAAUACAUUUUAGUGGUUUUACUCAAUGUGGGAGUCUUUUUGUUGUUGUUACACUACUAAGAGUACAACACUUACAGAGGGGAAUGUUUAAAUGUUCACUUGCUCACCCCUCCUAUCAGUAAUUUGACAGUGGCCUUUAAGGACAAAAAGCUGCUGUGACUCAUAAAAAGUAUGAAUCUCCAUUUGUCAACAAAAAGUGUAUAAAAGCUAAAUUAUUUGUAUAGAUUAAAGUCAGUAUUCACUGUUUUAGACGAACUUUGGAAUAUCAUAUUACAAUAUUUAUAUUACACCAUUUAAAUCUUUUUUAAACACAAAGUUUCUAUGUUUUAUUAAGCAUAAAAAUUAGGUAUUUAUCCGUAUUGAACUGUUGGGUCACAUUGCUGAUCAGUUUAUCUGUGCACACCCACAGCUUUGUCAAAAUCAACAGGAUAUCGCUGAAUAGCACUGUUUUAACUGUGCUGGAUGUGUUGAUACUAUAAACAAAUCUAUACAUUACAUAAAUAUUUAAAGCACACACCUUAUUCUGUCUGAGAGAUCCAUGUGUGGAUUACGUGGGAUGUGAGGUGACACCUACAUCACCUCACUUCUAAAUGCCUCAUGAUUUAAUCUGGGGUCGGCUCAAAUGAUCAAUGAUCCAGAUCACAGCUUUAUUGCCCUGAUAUUUAACAGUUUGUACCUGUCUCAUGUUUUUGUCUCAUCUGAUUAAACAUACCUGAGUGAAGACUAGCUGAUGGAUCAACCCUCUGAUCGCCUCAGGCCACUCUGAACUCUAAUCAAUACUUUUUAAACUGGCCCUCAUAUCGUAUUGAUCUCACACACAAAGCGAAGAGACUGACUGUAUAAACAGUGAUUGACAUGAUAGGGGGCGAGGCUUUCCUUGUGCAGUCAUGUGGUUAAAAAAAGUAAUAAAAUAUUUUUUCCCUUUGAAAUGUUUCAGAAGAUUUUGAUCUUCCAUUUCUAUGCAAACGAAAGAUUUUGUAUUUUAAAGAUGAAUUUCUUUAACUGAGCUGCCUUUGGUCUUUGUCUUUCUGCACCCUCACAUCUGUGCAUAGGGCUGGGCGAUAUGGCCUCAAAUCAAUAUCACGAUAGAUUAAGCAGUUCACCUCAAUAAUGAUAAAUGGACGAUAACUACUCCACAAGCUGCUCACCCCCCUCCCACAUUAACUUCGUCGACUUCAGCCACUACAACUUUUGAACCGUCCUCCACCUCCUCACCUGUCUUUCCUUCUUUGUCACAGACUGGAUGAGGUGGAGUCACCUCUCUGAAGUAGGACAGCGUCUUAAAGGGACAUGAGACCAUAGCCUACCUACACACAUCCAAAACUAACUUUUCUUUAUUAAUUUUUUUGACAAGGAAUAUAUUGACAUGGGCAAAAUGACAUCAGUUAUUGUUGUAAAUUUCAGUAUCUGUAAAUUUUCGGUUUAUCGCUCAGCCCUAUAUGGGUAGGUUAUGAAACUCUGAACAAUCCUAUGGAAAGUUUUAUGAUUAGAACAUAAAUAAAAAGUGAUUUUUGGUUUAUUGCAUGAUCUUUCCCAUCAUGCUUUAAGAGUGGAAUAAAUAACAGGUUUUACUGCGUAGGUUUAAUUAUUUUCUUUUUGAUUCCUCAGGUUCAUUAAUGCGAGGAGGAGAAUAGUCCAGCCGAUGAUUGAUCAGUCCAACAGAGCAGGUAAAUCUGAAGUAUUCUGGUAACAGAUAAAUAGUCUGCAGGUCCUCAGAAAUAUCAGUAUAAUUAGAUUAUCGUGUUAUAAAUGUGUCUGAAUGAAGAGAUGUGCCUCUAUCUAAAGGAUAUUAGUACUUGACUAAAUGUCUUAUAGUGUUCCUCCUCUUAGGAUGUGUGCAUAGUCAUAUUCAUAUGAUCUGAAAACCUUAAACUUGUCCAGGUGAGCUGCAUGUGUGAACGCAAACACCUGAAAUACCAUCCAGACAUGACUCUGACUUUUUCUGCAGCUUCCUAUUAAAACUUCUACAGCAGGAAAUAUACAGGCAAAAUAACUGCUAAUGAAUGGAUAGGGAUAUCAUGUGGUGGGUUUGUGCUGAACGGCAUGUAACAAGGUCAAUGAAAAGUCCUAAGGAUGAGGAAGAAGAAUUAUUUUCAAGAUGAGAACAACAAAGAGAUCCACACAGAUGUUCAUUCACUUGUAGUAUUGAUACUGAAGUAAAAAUCGUCAUCAAAGAGUCGGUCUAGAGGCUUUCAUGGCUUUUGAUGUCAUAUUCUGCCUCCUGAGACGCAGCCCCUGUUCCCGCUCAUGUCUGACAGAGAAAACUUCCUGCUGUGAGGGAUGUGUGUGAUCAAGAACUCGAACAAAUUACCAGAAGUGUAUUUGUGAAAGAGGCUGGUGUCAAUAUGUGAGAUUUUGGGAUAAUUUCCAGACAUUCAGCCCCUAAUGUUGUGAUUUGGGAAUGCUUUUGGCACACACGGGGAGGCUGCAGAGGAAAGUCAACUCAAAGGGAGAAGAUCCAGAUAUCAGUGUUCAAAUUACAGCUCACCUGGAUUAAGUCUGGCAUGCACUUCAACUGGUGCUUGACUUUAUUGUGCGUGCAAACGUACUGAAUGUGCCCCUCUUUCUUUCUCUUAGUGAGUCAGGGUAACGCCUACAGCCCAGACGGUCAGCCAAUGGGAGGCUUUAUUCUGGAUGGACAGCAGCACAUGGGCCUCAGAGGAGGUGAGACUCACAGAGAACAUUUGCCAAAACUCUGUCUUUUGCUUCAGCCCAGAUUCUGGUUUCAGGGGUUGAACUUGCACUUUACUGUCCAUUAGCUAGAAAGAGUCUUUUUUUGAAGGCUUUUUCAGUGUUUUCAAUGUUGUGUUGUAUCCUCAUGUUCAUUCUAUCCCUCUGUCUAAAGCUAUUUUCUAUACAUGAUGUUUUUUUCUCACCCUAAUUUUCUCUGUCCACGUUGUUUUUGGUCCUCAUGAUGUCUAUACUCAUGUUUUUAUUCACCUCUAUGUUGUUUAGUGUCCUUUUAUUUUUUUAAACUGAUUUUCCUCCCCAUACUUGUGUUCUCAACAGGCCCUUUGUCCUCAUACUUUUCCCUGUUCUCAUGUUUUGGUCCUCAUCUUGUUCCCUCCCUGUCAUGUUGAUAUCCUCUGUUGUGUCAUGUCUUUUCUGUCCUCAUGUGGUUUCCUGUCCCUCUGUUGUUGUCUGUCUUUAUUUCUGUUGCCCUUUUUAUGUAUUUUAUGUUCCUUGUCCUUAUAUUUUUACUCCUUACUGUUGAGACUAUCAUCAUGUCCAAAUCAUGUUCUCUCUUCUUCAUUUUCCUCUGUUUUCAUGUUGUAUUUGUCUUUUUCCUAAUUCUUGUCCUAAUUUUACUUUGUACCCGUCUUUUAUUCCCUCAUGUUGUUUCUAUUACAGUUUCGUCUUGUUUCCAUCCCUGCAGUGUUUCCUUUUCUCAUUUUUUCUGCUCUUUCAUUCCUCUUCUCUCUCCAUUGUUAUUUCGUCCUCAUAGCUUUUCCAUAUUCUCAUGUUUCUUUGUCGCUGUGAUGGUCCUCAUCUUUAAGGUAUCUUGCAUCUUUUUUUUUCUGCAUCAUUCCUCCGUCCUUACACUGUUUUCUGUCCUUUGUUUUUUCUUUGUCUGUAUGGUCAUCCAUCCUGAUUCUAUUUUGUCCUUCAUGUCCUUUUUUGUCGCUUCCUAUUAAAAUAUAAACAAGUUUUUCUUUUUUUGGGGUCUCUUAUGGUUUCAUGUCUGAAUUUUAGUCACUGACCUUGUUCAGUUUCCUCGCUUAUGUUAUCCCCUUUCUUUCUCAGGUCCGAUGGGAGGGAUGGGGAUGAACAUGGGGAUGGAUGGACAGUGGCACUACAUGUAGACCAGCACACUGAGGCUUGAAUCUCUCACAGGGGAAAGUAAGUCAAACUCUUCUCAUUCACUGUUGCGUAUAAUGUUUCUUCUUCCUCACUCUGAUAUUGAUUAUGUUCACAUUUUACUCAUAGUUUCCUCUUACAGGUGACUUUUAGUGUCUCAGUGGGAUGUGUUCUUUUAGUCCACUAAAACCCAACUGGUUCUUAAAUCAUGAAUCUGUUGUUUCUAACGUAAAAAAUGAAGAUACAACAACUCUUCCCUCUGUAUAAAAACCCUUCAUGGACAUUUUCCUCUCUGCCUCAUGAUACUCGUCUUCCUCUAAACCCCCACAGUCUGAUUAAGAACCGCACCCCCCGUCUCUGACAGGUGUAAAUGAAGACGUAUGGUGAGCCGGAGGCGUGCAGCUCUCUGAGUUUUAUUUAAGAGCCGCUGAGCUCAAUGAGCCUCGCUGUAAUGACACUCUGAGUGAUUAAUAGAGCUCUUUAUAUGGAAAUAAGACACACAUGUAUCUCCGCACAGACCCCCACCCUGUCUGAUACCCCCCCAUGUCUGAUAAACCCCCUUCCAAAUGCUAAUGAUAUAGAUCCUGAUGCCUCCCUAGACACAUAAAGAAAUGUGUAAAAUCUGCCUUGGUAUUGAAUUUGAUGUGAUAAUUUCUCCGCUGGAUCAUUAAACAGUAAAAUCUCAGUGCAGCUGUUAUUUUUGUAGAAGUGUGACACCGUCGUUCUGAAUGUAAAUCUCUGCAGGACAGCGGCCAUGUUUAAAGUCACAUCAUUAGCUUCCACGCACAAUAAAUCCAGAGUCAUAACAUUUAAAUACAUGAGUGAAUAUACACUAUUACAGCAUAUGUUUAUUAUUACACGUUUUACAACAUAGUUUGUCCAGAGAGGAGAGGAGAGGGCCAAGAGCUGCUUCAUCAGAAUAAAAAUUUGGCACUGAUAAUGCGAUGGAAGUAGAUUCUUACACGUCUCAAUCUGCUGGUAAUUAUCUGAUUAUAGAAAAAUAUAUUUUUACCUUUUGUGCCUCGUUGACCGCCUUAAGCCUGCAGUUUCAGUCAUUAUUUUCCUCCCCUUUCUGCUUGAUUCACUAGCUGAGGCUGUGGCUUCAUAUUCCUCAAACGUCACAUCAAAAUAAAGCCAUGGAUAUGUUAUUUCAGCUAGAUGUGCCACUCACCUUCAUGAAAAAAAGUAGAGAUCCCGAAGCGUCCCCAAUCAUUUAUGUUGAUGUUGACCCGGCUUUUUAGCUCUUGUCCGGUCUACCUCUUUUUUAAACGUCCGUUAUUCCACCAGAGUCUUCGGUAUUUUCUUCGUUUUCUUGCUUGUGUUGGCAGUCAUGGCCAAAGGAGGAUUCAGACAAUUUUCUGUACUUUCUGGUAGGUUUCUACUGUCCGAUGUUGUAACAUGCUAACUUUGUUUGGGCUUGUGAACAACAAGAGGGAGCAGUGUCUGAAUGGCUUUGUUUACAGUCAGAAAGAGCGGACCGCUCAAAAAAUUUAAAAUGUUGACUACACAGACAUAACAAAACACAGUGAUGUCGUUAUAUUACCAAAUGUCAUCAAUAACUAAUAGAUAUUGACUAAUAUUAAAAAGCUUUUUUGUUUAUACACCACAAAAAAAGAUGCUUCUUUAAGAGAAUCCUGUCUACUCCACCUUUAAGUCUGUUCUCAUAUUUUGUGAUAACUGUUGAGAGGAAGUGUAAAUACCUCUGGUCCACUUUGCAGUUCAAAUAAAUGACACUUCUCCACACCACUACCCUCUGCCUCUGUCUGUGUCUGCAGGUCUCCAUGGUGACUCAGGGAUCUUCUUCCAUCAAGCUGUGGGCUCAGAACCAGCACCUCCGCCCCCCUUCAACUGAUCCACACCUUAUCAAACGGACCCCAAACAACACCCACUCUCACCUGAUCGUCCCACUGAACCCCUGUCUAAUCAAGUGGACCCACAUCCAACCAGGUGCUGCAGAAUCACCAUGGAAACCCCCUCCCCUCCCUGCACACUUAAAACAGACUGGGCAGAGAUAGUGAGAGGACGACUCACUCUUCUACAUUUACCUUAAAUUAUUUAUUUAUUUUUUUACUGGAGGGUUGGGGUUUGGGGGAUCCUGCUCUGAAUUUGGUCUUCUUCUUCUUUUGGUCAAGUUUUACCCCCCCCCAGUCCCUGUAAGGAGACUCUCCCUUUGUAGGACAGGAACACUGUGGGAUUGGUUUAACAAAAUAAGAGCCUCUGUCAGCUGUGUUGUGGUGUUGUAUAAACGUUUAUGUGUGAUGUUAGAGUGACCUUUGACCUUUGACACUGACACGUUUUCUAAAGCAGAUUUGUACAAAACACUAUGUAAAUGUUUGUGUUCAUCACUUCUUAUAAACAGGACCGACUUUGAACUGUUUUUUUUAGCACAGGGUCUGCACUCACACCGAAUAAACAUUCUCUGAGGAGCAGUGCGGUGUUUGAUUGUGAAGGGGGUUACGGGUUACUUCCUGCAGCCUUGAGCAGAUUCUCAUCCAAGGAUGGAGUGAUCGGGUGGUGACCUUUGGGCUUGAGAAGUGAAGCCGAAGCAAAGUGCUAAAUACUGCAGUUCCCUGAGUGUCCACUAGAGGCUGGCUGCAGAAGCGUCAGAAACCACCAUCGACAGUAUAUAGAACGGACAGGGUCUGCCUCCUCGCUGGGUGAAGCCACUCCGAGAACAGCACCCUCUGGUGACAGGCUGCAGUAUAGGUCAUAAAUCCCGCCUCCACCAGCAAAGCUUAUGGAGAUGUGGACAAACUUUAGAAAUUUAUUACACAUUUUUUCCCCCCUGGUUGCAAUGUUGACAUGUAGUUACUGUAAGACUGGUUUGUGCUCAAGUCAUCUUUCUUCUGUGCAGCUCCAUUUUUAAGAGUUAUUAGGGGGUUCAUGUUUUCUAUGAUUGACACUUGAUACAGCCUAUAGGCGUACAAAGAUUGCGCAGCUCACCCGGGUGAUAUGCUGUUUGAGCCGAGCGUCAUCACAGCAACUCUCCAGCCCAAUGCGGAUGGUCACCACAUUUUGCAAUGCUUUAUGGGAAAUUUUGAGUCGCCUACAUAGGGCAUUGGAAUUGAUCACUCAGGUUUCGGACACCCUUCAAAAUGGCGCCAACCUCCCAUAUAGUCACCUAUAUAGGGGUUAGGGAUCC